Kwoniella botswanensis is the source of this 798-nucleotide messenger RNA. RefSeq lists its product as uncharacterized. The transcript is spliced from 3 exons. The coding region runs from base 1 to 798 and encodes 265 amino acids. Lineage: Eukaryota; Fungi; Basidiomycota; Tremellomycetes; Tremellales; Cryptococcaceae. The record is from RefSeq and is a predicted model, not a curated record.
AUGAGCGAUCCUUACUCAUUUCAUUACCAUCAGUACCAGAGCAGCGGGGCAGUCCCUGCAUCUAACUACAAUCUGACCCUGUCCCAACCUAGCGCUGUGACCCAUCGUUCUAAAUGCGAUCACGGUCCAUUGCCAUGCAAGGCGGACAAAUCAAAGAAUAACCUUUUUGGGUAUUCAUCAAGACCGGACAAUGAAUAUAAUGGCUGGCCGUCUGCGCCUCCAGUAUCGUAUGAGGAAGCUCGUUCGAACCCCGACGUACCGGACUUCGAGGGAGGGCCACGUUGGACAGGACGAAAUAGAUAUUCACAUUUGAAAGAGGAAGAAGUGAAGUACGGUGCAGAGGAAAGUAGCAAGCCUUCCCAAGUUCCAACGCCGGUCGUUCAGGACAAUUUGUUCGCACAAAUCGGUCAGGUAGCCCCAGGUUGGGAUCCUCAUCAGGUUACCAACCCGACUGUUAGCACUUCGUGGGACCAAUUCACUAACUCGGCGUAUGAUCAUAAUUCGAGCGCUCAAUGGCAGGCGUGGAUAGGCACUAGUCAACAAUCACAUGAGCAAGCGUAUAAUUGGGGCGGAUACUCUAAUCCAAAUCAACCACCUCAAAAUGCUCCAUCCCAGCACUCAUGUGCCCCGGUGGCAGGACCAGCCCCAACAAACUACGGAUCGAUGCAGCCGCAUGACUACAAUACGGUAGAAUACAGCCAAGGCAGCACUAAUUAUCAGCAAGAUACCAAUAAUACUCAGGGUGGACUUGUCGGAAAGGUGACUGGGCUAUUCAAUGAAUCAGUCUUCAAAAGAUGA